AUGAAAUAACGAGAUCAUGAUCGAAAUGCCCUAUUCCCAAUAAGCGAGGACUCUCAAUACACGUAUCAUCGAUACAGUCCACCAAUGAGACCAAAAAUAGUGCCAAAUUAAUACAUCAACAGAGAUUCGAAAUUAAUUCAAUUAAGUGCACACGAGAAAUCAAUACAAGACAAAAGAUCAAAUAUAUUUUAUGAACCAACAAAACUUCCAACAUCACCUCCUAAAUGCAUCGAAGACAAACCAAAAUCUCCAAAUCUAGAUCAUAGAUAAAGAAUGCUAUAUUAGAAUACUUCCAAUGUUUUACCUGGCUAUAGUUAUUAGAAGGUGAAAUAGGUUUGUGAAAGCAGAACUAAGGUUGUUGAGGAUCCAAAUAAUCAGGUGAAGCAUCAAAAUCAGAACUUCUCUGAUUUAUUUGACAGACAUUGUGGUGACACUAAACUCAAUCAAAGAGUUAGAUCAACUUCUCCUUAAUUGGAUUGGACUGCACAUGAUAGUGUUAGAAAUGCCAAGGAUUGCACAACCAAUGAAUACACAACUAAUAAUAAGCCCAAAUCUCCUCUCAAGGUUACUGAAAUCUCCAAUUUAGAAAUUAAGGUAUUUAAAUAAUUCUAUUUUUAGUGUAUUUAAUAAGCUAAAGAAUUGAAGACUUACUCCAAAUUGCAUGGCAAGAAAGCACCUCAAAAGGAGAUUGUUUAUGAAGGUAUGCUCAAAUGGAAGAAUAAUUAUAAAUGA
Molecule: messenger RNA, 732 nt
Organism: Paramecium octaurelia
Lineage: Eukaryota; Ciliophora; Oligohymenophorea; Peniculida; Parameciidae
Source: the annotation of a GenBank genome assembly